AUGACCGCAUCUGGACAACUCGAUACAGCUCUCGCCCGUGUGCAGAGUGCAGCAAUUGAUGGGCGAAUGCGAAACACCCGCACUCGACAGAAGCAGCUGUCGUCCUUGUUCAAGUCCUUAACAGAACAUGCGAACUCCUUCGUUGAUGCCAUGCAGAAGGAGAACAACCUGAGCAAAGAAGAAGCGAACAUCGUUGUUUCGGCCAUGCUCCUCGAAGUUCGCCAGCAUUACGAGAAUAUUGACUUCGAAAAAGAGCUUGCCCAGGAAUACAGUGUUAGAUGGGGCAAGAGUUGGGUAGACAGACGAGUUGCAGCCCGACUCGUUUAUAUCAUCCCCCAGGACUUCACCAAAGGCUUCAGUGUCUUCAGCGCACUUUCGGCGGCCAUCGAAGCUGGAAGUUGCUGUGUUGUGGAGUUACUCAAUCUGUCGGAUCAGUCUACAGCUCUCAUUCGAAAAAUCAUGAACGCCGCGCUUGACAAAGAAGCUUUUGUUGCAAUCUCUUCGACAGCUCCAGGAUCCUUUUUGAAACAUUGCCUGAUGAUCGAUCAGAUGCACCAACCUUCGAGCCCACAGUACAUGGGCAAAUCACUGAUAUCGAAGGCCUCGGGCAGGGUUGUGGCAGUGGUGGAUCGUACAGCGAAGAUUGACUCUGCCGUCAAAGAGAUAUUCGCUUCUAGGAUGCAAUACGGCGGCCAGAGUCAUUACGCGGUUGAUCAGGUCUUCAUUAACGAGUUUGUGGCUGAUGAGUUCCUAGCCGUGAUGCGGGAGGAGUUCUCAGUCCGAGCAGAAGCCAUAGACCAGACCGUGAACAAUGGGCACGCUCGACCUACACCUUCCAAGAGGCAAACCAAACUCGUGGCAGACGAUUGUACUAUAGUCGACAGCCAGGGCAAUGCGGAAGCAGUAAUGGUGAAGCUGAGAUCCAGCCAAUUGCUGCACGAGAAAAUCGAGGGACCCCUUCUCGUGAUCCACAAAAUCACUAGUCUCGACGAUGCAAUUGACUUGAUCCUUUCCAGAGAUGAGCAAGUGAAUGCGCUAUUCACGUUCGCCGAUGGUCCGGAAGCGAAAUAUCUGUCGCAGUUUAUACCUAGCGCGGUGACAUUUGUCAACCACAUCCCCGCCGAGCUCCUCAUCGGUUCCGCUGGCCCCGUAGGAUAUCCUGUUCGCCCUGACCUUCGCUACGUCAGAGAGAUGUUUGAAGAGCCAAGUCCACAGAUCGUACCAGAAGGCAAAAUCCAUGCAGCCUCGAAUGUGUGGAAGCUGCGUAACUCUCCUCGCAGUGCAGCCAUAUUGGCACAUGCAUCGAGACCCUUGAGGCCCACAGGUCAAGCUGCAGCAGGUGCGUGGGGAUUCUUCGAGACAGGAGUCUUGCUGGGUGCUGCAGUAUAUCUACUCCCAGUCAUACUAGGGACCAUUGUUGGCGCCACCUACACUGGCAUCUGGACGUAUAGAAAAGUCAUUGGAUAA
Messenger RNA from Aureobasidium namibiae CBS 147.97, 1467 nucleotides. RefSeq names its product ALDH-like protein. The transcript has 4 exons. Gene Ontology annotation, molecular function: oxidoreductase activity, acting on the aldehyde or oxo group of donors, NAD or NADP as acceptor. The coding region runs from base 1 to 1467 and encodes 488 amino acids. NCBI's taxonomy places the organism in Eukaryota, Fungi, Ascomycota, Dothideomycetes, Dothideales, Saccotheciaceae. The record is from RefSeq and is a predicted model, not a curated record.